Messenger RNA from Schizosaccharomyces japonicus yFS275, 2048 nucleotides. RefSeq names its product WDR20 family WD repeat protein. The transcript has 3 exons. The coding region runs from base 218 to 1828 and encodes 536 amino acids. NCBI's taxonomy places the organism in Eukaryota, Fungi, Ascomycota, Schizosaccharomycetes, Schizosaccharomycetales, Schizosaccharomycetaceae. The record is from RefSeq and is a predicted model, not a curated record.
AGCUUACGCAUGGUUUGCGACUAUUCCGGAACCAAAACCUCUUUUACGCGUAAUUUAGGAUUACAUGUUACAUAAUCGUGUUAUAUGCAUUUAAGUGCAUCUGAUAACUCUUCCUACAUCGCGUAUUUUAUGGAAAACGCAAUUGAAUGUGCUAAGUAGACUUCUUCUUGUUUGAAUGUGUCUAUUGAGGUCAGUCUAUUCCCCUUAAUCUUGUUUCAUGGCUUCGGGAAUUGCUCAACCUGUACUCUUUCUCAGUUCGCGAGAGGGCGAGUAUGUUUUACGUGAUGAGCUCGUUCUUCGAGCUCCACAACAGCAUCAUUUAGUUGCGCAUCCGUUAGACCCAAAUGGUCACACAUUUUUCACAUGGCCGAUUGAGCUAGUUGUUGUACGGAUGAAUUACGAUGAACUGGUCAUGAACCCAGACUUCGUUGCAAACAUUAAGAAAAACAACGGUGUAUUUACUGCUGAUGACAGCCACGAAUAUCCUUCCGUUCUUUUGGACUUGACUCGCUCUCACAAACGCUCCUAUUCCACCUCUUCGUCUCAUCACUUAAAGCUUCAUCGCUCAACACAUCGUUCAUCCGCUAAUCGGUCCAGCACAUUUGUAAGGAGCAUGUGCUUCAGUGACCACUUCCUUAAGCUUCUUUCCUCUAAAACAAAUUGUAAUGUUUUUGGUUUUGCUAUUUUUGAAAAUAGCUUCUACUGGGUUGAUCUCAGCAAGGCGACAACAAACGAUUUUUUAUGUCAGAUAACAUUCGCCCAGUCGAGGCCCACUAGUCUUGACUUGAACAUGCUUUCUAAGAGCUCAUUCCGAUUGGAUCUUGUAGUGGGUCUUGAUUCAGGAGACAUUGUUUGGUACAAUCCUUUAAACUUGCAAUACAUCCGAUUAAAUAAAGGGGGAUGUUUUAAUGACUCGCCUAUAGUUACUGUUAAAUGGGUUCCGGGUUACGAGACGCUCUUUUUAGCUGUCCAUAAAAAUGGAUGGCUUUCUAUAUAUGACACACAACGCUCCGAUCAACCUGUUCACCUAGUCGUUAAUGAUAGAGUGAGACGGAAGAUUUCAUCAGGAUUAUCCAGGUCACUUUUGGUUAUCAAGAGUACGCAUUCUACUGAUGACAAAAAAUUUAAUCCAGUUUCCUGCUAUGCCAUCCCAGAUGUAAAAAUCACCGCAGCAUCAUUUAGCCCAGAAUGUCAGCACAUUGCUGUUGUGACUAGUGACGGAAAGCUUAUUAUUGUUGAUUAUUUGCGAGAACGUAUUUCAGAUAUAUUUUCCAGUUACUAUGGAGGCUUUUCCUGCGUAGCAUGGUCUCCCGAUGGAAAGUUUCUCAUCACUGGCGGUGAAGACGAUCUGAUUUCCGUGUGGUCUUUUCCUGCACGGAAAUUGUUUGCUCGCGGACAAGGACACAAAUCAUUUGUAAAAGCCGUCGUUUUUGAUGAAUGGCGUUGCGACGGCGACAGUUACCGUUUUGCGAGCGUGGGUAUGGAUUGUCAACUAUUACUCUGGGACUUCAGCGUUGGCGCUAUCCAUAGACCGAAAUCCUCAAUGACCCGACGUUCACUAAAUCUGAAUACAAGGGCAAGUUCAUUAAGUAUGUUAAACGAGCUGACACCGAUGAUUACCAACUCAAGCGAGGACCAGGGAUUGGGUUUCGGUAGUUCCGAAGAAGAAAUCGUACAUGAGUUACCUCCUUGCUCAACUGUUCCUCUUGUCACGCCGGUAGCUGCUCACAAAGUUGAUAACGCCCCAGUCACUUCUAUUUGCUUCCAACCUGACUGCAUGAUUAUCGCUGGUAUAGGUGGUAGAAUAAGAGUUUGGCAGCGACCUUGAUUUUCUAAUUUGUCCAUUCACAUUUGUCAUGUUAAUGUCUUACUGCUCGCUUGACGGGUGUAUAUUAUUUCUAGUUACUUUGAAUUAUCUACUUUCAUUAAAUGCUUGGCUGUUUUUUUGUAACUUUUCGUAUUUGGUUGUUUAAAAUAUAUAUUAAAAUCAGUUAUGCUCAACUCUUGUGUGAAUUUAACUUACUUAACUCCCUAUAUAAUUUUCAUAU